AUGGGUAGCAGUUAUUUUGGGGAGCCAAACCUAGGGGGCAAUGAAAGAUCUGCAAGGAAAGGCAAGAAGAGCAAUUCAGACAAGCAGCCGAAGCAACCACAGAGAGGUCUUGGUGUUGCUCAGUUAGAGAAGAUCAGACUCCAUAGCCAAAUACCUUCUAACUACCUUCCUAAUUCUCAUCUUCAUACUACUAUUUACCCCACCACCCUCAACCAGGAAGACAUGAGACAGCAAAUGGCUUAUUCACAUGUACCAUCAUCAUCUUCCUCAUCUAAUUCAUAUGGUUUUCAUGGCCUACAGAAUAAUAAUAUCAUGAUGGGAUGGGGCGAAAGAACAAAUGUGAGAUAUGGAGAUUCUCAACCUAGCACUACAGCAAGAUGGGACAAUCCUGGCAAUGGCAACUUAGAGAUCCAACAUUUUGCACAACCAAGCAUGACUAGACACCUCCUGAUGAAUCUACAAGUUGAGGACUCAUUGGACGAUAAGAGAAAGAAAGACCGGAGCAAUUCAAUGGGUUCAAGCAGUCAGAAUUCGGGAUCAAGUGAUAAUCAAGAACUCGAUUUGGAGCUCAGACUUUCACUUUAG
Molecule: messenger RNA, 585 nt
Organism: Cornus florida
Lineage: Eukaryota; Viridiplantae; Streptophyta; Magnoliopsida; Cornales; Cornaceae
Product: protein SPEAR1-like
Exons: 5
Coding region: 1-585 (194 amino acids)
Molecular function (GO): DNA-binding transcription factor activity
Source: RefSeq, a predicted model, not a curated record